Messenger RNA from Trichobilharzia szidati, 12189 nucleotides. The record is from the annotation of a GenBank genome assembly. Lineage: Eukaryota; Metazoa; Platyhelminthes; Trematoda; Strigeidida; Schistosomatidae.
AUGAAACCAUCGAAAUCUAGACGUAAUGUUAAAGGAUUCACGCAACCUAGCUUCAUGCUGCCAACUUUUAAUGACCAACGUUGCCAGCCAUCAUGGAAAACAGAUCUUCCAAGUUUUUUGUCGAAUAGAAGAAGUAAUGUUGGUGGUGAAUCCCAGGUCGACAUCCUGAAGGAAAUAAAUAAAAAAGAUAGUAAAAAAAGGAAGUAUGAUGUCCUAAGAUCAUUUGAGAUGAACGAAACACGAAAAGCCAAAGAAAGUUUCCGACUAGAGCUUGUAGAUUUGAUACUUCGCGGUGAGGAGGCAGAUAACGAAUCCAUCGAAACACCAGGAUUUUCAGCUUCCAACUUGGGCUCAAUUAAAGGAAUUGAGGAUAGAGAGAAGAACAUACUGCGCUAUUACUACUAUAUCUACAAUGGUAUAAACACAGAUCAUGUGGCUCCUAUGGAUGAAAAAUGGAUGAAAAAUAUGGUUUCUUCAAUCAGGCCAGAUGUUUUGGAAAGUGCAAAUAUGGCAUUAUUAGAAAAAUUGGAAGACGAGAUACGUGAAGAUUAUUUAUUUAGUGUUAAAAAGGCAAUCGUGAAUUUUAUUAUCAAUGAUCCAUCAGAUAAACAACAAGCCUUAGGUGGAUCACAUAUAACUUGUGAUGAAAAUAAUGAAGAGUGUAAGAUUUCAGAAUCUCGAAAAGAAUUAGAUAUUGUACCGAAACCAUGGCAUUCAUCAUUUUUAUCUGCUUAUAGAUUCUGUCAAAGAAAUUUAUUUGUAACCAAUACUUGUAUGCUUCAGUUAUUAGAUCUAUGGCAUACAACAUUUGCAGAUCUAAGAUUAAUUGAUGUACAAGAAUUAUAUUCAAAAACAUCAGCUAUGGAACUGUCGGCAUUUCAACAAAUUUGUGUCAAACACAUUGAAGCAACGAAGGAAAGAUUAUUAAAAAAAUGGUUAAAUGAAAUACAAAAUAUAUUUUAUCAAGGGAAUAAACGCAAACUUGUUCCAACACAUGAUGAACCAGCUAAACUGGAAGCCUAUUAUCGUUGUGCAGCUACACUGAUGACAGAGAAUUUACAAAAUCUUGGUUUAUCUUCAAUGUCAGAUUACAAGGAUCUCGUAUGCCAUCCACCGAUCAGCCCUACUGGUCUACAACAUCCUGGAUUUAUACUACGUCUUGUCUUAGAUGAGAAUGUUGUAAAAUUUGAACCAUCGAUAGAAGAAUUUGAAAGUGUUCUACUGAAUAUGUUUGAUUAUAUGCAUAAAGUGAUUCAGAGUAUCCCUAGAAUUGAAACACGUCUCUAUUCUGAUUGGUCUGGUUCACUAGAAAAUACAACAUUACGUCCAAUUAUAUUAGAUGAUAUUCUAGAAGAGUAUAAAUAUGAAGUGAGAAGUAUGCUGGCAUCACAGGCUAAAGGACCAGAAUCACAUGCACGAGAAUAUGAUAAGUAUCAAUUUUUAGUUAAUAGACAAGCUGAGCAAAAUAUUGAAUUAUUACUAAAUCCUCCAGUUCAAGAAACUGUCGUUCAAGCUGUUGAAUCCUCUGAAGGUGAUUCACAAGAUAAUCCUGAUUAUAUGUAUGAACAACAAGAUGAGACAACGACAAGAAAUGUUGUGGAGCAAGCACCAAUUGGACCAUCUUUUGAAGAAUUAACACGUGAACUAUUGAAAUAUCAUCGUUUAGUUAAGAAAAUACAAUAUGAGUCUAGACGUACAAUUCGUUUAGGAUUGUUUGAAAUCCACUGUGAUGAAUUAAUUCAUUCUCUAGCUAAACGAGCUGAAAAUAUUGCAGAUCGUGUUUUAGACAGAAUUCUAGAAGAUCAUAGAAUUGUCAACAGAAAUUUAAUUAAAGAAUAUGAAUUUAUUAGUGCUAAAGCAUUAACAGUUCCAUCCGAUAUUGCACAUAUGAUGCAUAUUACUGAUUUUGUCAAUCAAACCGAAAAAGUUACUAUGCAUGAUUUAGAACGUCAAUUGGAUCGUUCUAAGGAUCGUUUAAUAUUUCUUAUGGAUCAUGCUCAAUUGAAUCCAUCUGAUAUGCGUAUUAAUAGUCAAGUAUUUGAAUGGCAUACACGUAUGACAGAUGUAUUUGAGGAAAGUCGACGUAUAGCAAAAAUGAAACGUGAAGAAUUUGAAAUUAGUUUAAAAUAUAAACGUGAACGAUUUAUUGAAGAAUUAGAAUCAUACAGAAAACAAGUUGAUGAAUUUCAAGGUUUCGGUGAUAUGAAUGAAAUACACCGGUAUUUAAAGAAAGCUCAAGUAUUAAAUUCAAAAUUAGACACUGCAUUAACUAAAAUAGAUGGCUUUAAUGCAGAUGAAGAAGCAUUACAAUGGGAUACAACUUCUUAUCCCCUACGUAAUGAAAUACAAAAUCUAUUGAGACCAUUUUUAAGCUUAUAUGAAAUUGCAGUGGAAUUUACUACUAAAUUUAAUGAAUGGAUGGAAGGUCCAAUGGAUAAAGUUGACCCAGAACAAGUGGAACUGGAAGUAGGCAAUCAUUAUCGUAAUUUGUUUAAACUAGAGAAAACAUUUGAUACACUUCCUGCACCAAGAAAAAUUGCUACAAAAGUACGUGGAAAAAUUGAAGAAUUUAAAGAAUACCUACCACUUAUUCGUACCCUAUUCAAUCCUGGUUUACGUGAAAGACAUUGGGUACAAAUUUCAGAAAUAGUUGGUUAUACACUGAGAAAUGAAGAAGGAAUGUGUUUAGCAAAGUUGAUUGAUAUGAAUCUUGAACCACAUAUUCCCAAAUUCGAUGCUAUCUCUGAAGCUGCUACUAAAGAAAACAGUCUUGAGAAGAUAUUGGAUAAAAUGCGUAAAGAAUGGGCACCAAUUGAAUUCAAUUUAAUACCAUAUCGUGACAGUGGUACGAUGAUUCUUUCUUCAGUGGAUGAUAUACAACUAAUGUUGGAUGAUCAUAUUGUUAAAACGCAAACAAUGCGUGGAUCUCCAUAUAUUAAACCGUUUGAAACUGAAAUCAAAGAUUGGGAACAAAAAUUAAUUUUAACUCAAGAUUUACUUGAUGAAUGGAUGAAAGUACAAGCCACUUGGUUAUACUUGGAACCAAUAUUUAGUUCACCUGAUAUUAUGGCACAAAUGCCAGAUGAAAGUAGAAAAUUUACAACAGUUGAUAAAACAUGGAAAGAAUUAAUGAAAAAUGCUAAUGCUGAUCGACAUGUAUUAGUUGUUAUUACAAUUGAUAAAAUGUUAGAUAAAUUUCGUAAAUCAAAUGAUCUACUUGAAGUUAUUUUAAAAGGAUUAAAUGCCUAUUUAGAAAAGAAACGUUUAUACUUUCCAAGAUUUUUCUUUUUAUCUAAUGAUGAAUUAUUAGAAAUUUUAUCUGAAACUAAAGAUCCAACAAGAGUACAACCACAUUUAAAGAAAUGCUUUGAAGGCAUAGCUUCACUGACAUUUACAAAAACAUUAGAUAUAACACAUAUGAAAAGUAGUGAAAAUGAAAUUGUUGAACUACGUGAUGUCAUAUCAACAUCAAAAGCACGUGGAGCUGUUGAAAAAUGGUUAUUAGAAUUAGAAGAUGAUAUGGUGAAUUCAGUUCAUUUAAAUAUUAAAAAUGCAUUUGAUGAUUAUAUGAAAACACCACGUAAAGAUUGGGUGAAAGCAUGGUGUGGUCAAGCUGUAUUAGCUGGUUCAAUGUAUUAUUGGACAUUGAAUGUUGAAGCAGCUUUACAAAGUGGUUUAAAUGCUAUGACAGAUUAUCUUAAAGUAAAUAAUCAACAAAUAGAUGAUACUGUUAGUAUGGUUAGAGGAAAGUUAUCAAAACAAAAUCGUACAACACUGCAAGCCUUGAUUGUAUUAGAUGUUCAUGCACGUGAUGUAUUAGCUGAAUUAAUAUCAUUAAAGUGUCGUUCAAAUACAGAAUUCUCUUGGCUUAGUCAGCUAAGAUAUUAUUGGACAGAUGAAAAGCUCAUAACACGUAUGAUUAAUUCACAUUUAAAUUAUGGUUAUGAAUAUCUGGGGAAUACUGGUAGAUUAGUUAUUACACCAUUAACUGAUCGAUGCUAUCGUACUUUAUUUGGAGCAUUACACCUGCAUUUGGGUGGUGCACCAGAAGGUCCUGCUGGUACUGGAAAAACAGAGACAACAAAAGAUCUUGCUAAAGCUGUUGCAAAACAAUGCGUUGUAUUCAACUGUUCAGAUGGAUUAGAUUAUAUUGCAUUGGGUAAAUUUUUCAAGGGACUUGCAUCAUGUGGUGCAUGGUCGUGCUUUGAUGAAUUUAACCGUAUCGAUUUAGAAGUAUUAUCUGUAGUAGCCCAACAAAUUUUAACAAUACAACGUGCAAUCAAUGCUAAUCAAACACGUUUAGUGUUUGAAGGUACUGAAAUUAAGUUAGAUCAAACAUGUGCUGUAUUUAUAACAAUGAAUCCUGGUUAUGCUGGUCGUUCAGAACUUCCUGAUAAUUUAAAGGCUCUAUUUCGUUCAGUGGCGAUGAUGGUACCAGAUUAUGCAAUGAUUGCAGAAAUUUCAUUGUAUUCAUGUGGUUUUGUGAAUGCUCGUCCACUUGCAAUAAAAAUUGUAGCCACUUAUCGUUUAUGCUCAGAACAAUUAUCUAGUCAGUCACACUAUGAUUAUGGUAUGAGAGCUGUGAAAUCUGUACUCACAGCAGCAGGCAAUCUUAAAUUAAAAUAUCCAAAUGAAGAUGAAGAUGUGUUAAUGUUACGUUCGAUUAUUGAUGUCAAUUUACCAAAGUUUCUUAAUCAUGAUUUACCAUUAUUCAAUGGUAUUGCAUCUGAUCUAUUCCCUGGAGUUGAACGACCAACUCCAGACUAUGAAGUAUUAAAUACUGCUAUUAAAAAUGCUUGUAAUCGUAUGAAUUUACAAAGUACAGAAUUCUUUAUGGAGAAAAUACAACAAGUUUAUGAAAUGAUGAUUGUACGACAUGGUUUUAUGAUUGUUGGUGAACCAUUCGGUGGUAAAACCAGUUCGUAUCGUGUAUUAGCAGCCGCCUUAGGUGAAAUAUGCGAAAAGGGACUUAUGGAAGAGAAUAAAGUACAAUAUACUGUUAUCAAUCCAAAAGCUAUUACAAUGGGACAAUUAUAUGGUCAGUUCGAUCCAGUAUCACAUGAAUGGUCUGAUGGUAUAUUAGCUGUCUCUUAUAGAGCAUUCGCUACAUCAACAACACCCGACAGAAAAUGGUUAAUAUUUGAUGGACCAGUUGAUGCUGUCUGGAUAGAAAAUAUGAAUACUGUACUGGAUGAUAAUAAAAAGUUAUGUUUAAUGUCGGGUGAAAUUAUUCAACUAGCACCAACAACUAAUUUAAUAUUCGAACCAAUGGAUUUAGAAGCUGCUUCACCGGCUACUGUAUCACGAUGUGGUAUGAUAUAUUUAGAGCCAACAAGUUUAGGCUGGAGGCCAUUGCUAAAUAGCUGGAUGAACAAGUUACCUCAUUGUAUUAAAGAUAUUCAUAAAGAAGUUUGGAUAGAUAUGUUCGAUAGAUUUGUUGAUGCUGGAAUUGCUUUAAUUAGAAAAGGUGGUGUAAAAGAAUUAACACCAACUAGUGAUAUUAACUUGGUUAGAUCAUUAAUGAAUUUAAUCGAUUGUCAAAUAUCAGAAUUCAAGGCUGAAAAUACAUUAACACAAUUUGAAGAUCAUGUGUCAAGUGCAAUCGUUGAAUGUAUUUUCUUCUUUGCUUACGUCUGGUCAAUUGGUGCAACUACAGAUAAAGAUGGUAGACAAAGAUUUGAUAAACUGUUACGUGAAUUAAUGAAUGGUGGUAUGAUGGAAGAGACAAGACAACGUUUAGCAUUAGUUGAAUUAGUACCACCACCAAUGCAAGACUAUGGACGUCCAUUCCCUAUUAAAAGGACAGUUUAUGAUUAUAAAUUAGUAAUGGAAUUAAAUAAACCUCGUGUACAGGCCAGUAACGAUGAAGAAGAAGUUGAAGAUGAGAUUCCAGUAAGAUGGGAGUUAUGGACUGAAACUGUACGUUUAGCUCCACCGAUACCUAAAGAUGCCACCUUCAAUGAAAUCAUUAUACCGACAACAGAAACUGUACGAUUGAAUCAUCUACUGAAUCUAUUCAUUCUAAAUAGCAAACCAUCAUUAUUCCUUGGUCCAACUGGUACUGGAAAAUCAUGCUAUAUAAUGGACUUUCUUAUGAAUAAAGUGGAUAAAGAUAUCUAUAAACCGCAUACAUUAAAUUUCUCUGCACAGACUAGUGCAAAUCAAACACAGAAUAUUAUUCUAUCAAAAUUAGAUCGAAGACGUAAAGGUGUAUUUGGACCACCGAUGGGUAAGAAGAUUGUUGUGUUUGUUGACGAUCUAAAUAUGCCUGUAAGAGAAAUAUAUGGUGCACAACCGCCUAUUGAAUUGUUACGUCAAUGGUUAGAUCAUUGGAAUUGGUAUGAUCUAAAGACUAAUGAAACCAUUCGAUUGGUUGAUUUAAUUUUCAUUGGUUCUAUGGGUCCACCAGGUGGUGGUAGAAAUGUUAUUACACCAAGAUUUCUACGUCAUUUAAAUAUUGUAACUAUAAAUGAAUUUGAUGAUGAUACAAUGAAGACAAUAUUCAGUCGGAUCAUGGAAUGGCAUAUCGCCGUUAAAGGCUUCAGUCCAGAAUUCAAAAAAAUGCCUUCACAAAUAGUCAAUGCUACACUUGAAAUCUAUAAAGGUGCUAUGCAAAAUCUCCUGCCAACACCAACAAAAUCCCAUUAUCUUUUCAAUUUACGUGAUUUUAGUCGUGUUAUUCAAGGUGUUCUGCUAUCAGUCCCAGAAUCAGCUGAAACACUCGGUUCUAUGAAACGUUUAUGGGUACAUGAAGUAUUUCGUGUUUAUUAUGAUCGUCUAGUUGAUGAUGCUGACCGGGAUUGGUUUUUCACUUUUAUACGACAAUGUGCAAGAACACAUUUAGAAGUUGAAUUUAAUUCCCUAUUUCAACAUUUAGCUGGUGGUGCAACAGAGGUCACUGAGGAUCACCUUCGAUCGCUAAUGUUCUGUGAUUUCGCUGAUCCUAAAGGAAAACGCAAUUAUGUAGAAGUACAUGAUGUAGAACAAUUGCGUAAAGUAACUGAAGCAUACUUAGAAGAAUAUAAUCAACUAAGCAAGAAACCAAUGAAUUUAGUACUAUUCCGUUUUGCUAUUGAACAUGUAUGUCGUAUAGCGCGUAUACUGAAACAGCCAAGAUCUCAUGCACUACUUGUUGGUAUUGGUGGUUCAGGACGUCAAUCACUUACUCGAUUGGCUGCACACAUGUCAGAUUUUGAUUUAUUCCAGGUUGAAAUAACUAAAAGCUAUGGUGUUAAUGAAUGGAAAGAAGAUUUAAAGCGUAUCCUACGUAAAUCUAGUGAAACGGACAAUCAUGCUGUCUUUUUAUUCUCUGAUGCACAAAUUAAACAUGAAGGCUUCCUUGAAGAUAUUAAUAAUUUAUUAAAUGCUGGUGAAGUGCCUAAUUUAUAUCCAACAGAUGAAAAAAUGGAAGUUUGUGAAAAAAUGCGUCAAUUGGACAGAACAAGAGAUAGAAGUAAACAAACUGAUGGAUCACCAGUAGCAUUAUUCAAUUAUUUUAUACAACGUGUUAGAGAACAAUUGCAUAUUGUAUUAGCAUUAAGUCCUAUUGGUGAUUCGUUUCGUAAUCGUCUGAGAAAAUUUCCUUCUUUAGUUAAUUGUUGUACAAUUGACUGGUUUCAGGCAUGGCCAGAAGAUGCUUUGACAGCUGUUGCUACACGUUCAUUAAAAGAAGUUGAAAUGACAGAUGAAAUACGUAGUGGAUGCAUUGAAUUAUGCAGAUUUUUCCAUACCAGUACACGUGAUCUAUCAAUGCGAUUUUUACUUGAGUUAGAACGACACAAUUAUGUAACACCUACAUCAUAUCUGGAAUUGAUUACAACAUUUAUGACACUGCUAUCUAAGAAACGAACAGAAGUAUUAACACAGAAAAGUCGCUAUGAAGUUGGUCUAGAAAAAUUGAGUAGUGCAGCAGAAGAAAUUGGUGUCAUGUCUAAAGAAUUACAAUCUCUUCAACCAAAACUUGUACAUGCUAGUAAAGAAGUUGAUGCAGUUAUGGUUGUCGUUGAGCAACAAAGCGCUGAAGCAGCUAAACAAGAGAAAACUGUACGUGUCGAUGAAGCUAUAGCUGGGGAACAGGCAAAAGCUGCAGAAGCAAUUAAAGAAGAAUGUGAUGCUGAUUUAGCUGAAGCUAUACCUAUAUUAGAAUCAGCCUUAAAAGCGUUAGAAACACUGACACCUGCAGAUAUAACUAUUGUUAAAACUAUGAAAUCACCACCAGCUGGUGUACGCUUAGUUAUGGAAGCUGUUUGUGUCCUCAAAGGUAUUAAACCAGAUCGUAUUAAUGAUCCAGGUGGAUCAGGUAAAAAAGUUGAAGAUUUUUGGGGUCCAUCAAAAAAACUACUUGGUGAUAUGAAAUUUUUAGAAAAUUUAAAAAAUUUUGAUAAAGAUAAUAUCCCACCACCGAUCAUAAAAACAAUCCGUGAACGCUAUAUACCAAAUCCAGAUUUUAAACCAGAACGUGUUGCAGUUGCUUCAACAGCUUGUGAAGGUUUAUGUAAAUGGGUAAUAGCUAUAGAACGUUAUGAUGUAGUAGCUAAAAUUGUAGCACCGAAAAAAGAAGCUUUAGCUAAAGCAAUGACUGAGUAUCAAACAGCAAUGAAUGCAUUAAAUGUAAAACGUGCUACAUUAAAAGAAGUACAAGAUAGAUUAAAAUUACUUACAGAAAAUUUAGAAAUGAAUAAACGUAAAAAAAUUGAACUUGAAGAUAAAGUUGAUACAUGUACAAAAAAAUUAGAACGUGCAGAACAAUUAAUCGGUGGUUUAGGCGGUGAAAAAACUCGAUGGACAGAAGCAGCUAAAAAUCUUGGUAUACAAUAUACAAAUCUUACUGGGGAUAUACUCAUCUCUAGUGGUUUAGUUGCUUAUUUGGGUGCAUUUACAUCAACAUUUCGUCAAGAACAAGUUAAGAUUUGGUUAAAUGAAGUUGUUAGUCAUUCUAUUCCAUGCUCAGAAACAUUCAAUUUGGUUAGUACAUUGGGUAAUCCAGUGGAUAUUAGAGCAUGGAAUAUUGCUGGACUGCCAACUGAUGAUUUUUCAGUUGAAAAUGGAAUAAUUAUUGCUAAUGCAAGACGUUGGCCACUGAUGAUAGAUCCAACUAGUCAAGCGAAUAAAUGGAUUAAAAAUAUGGAGAAGAAAAAUAAUCUACAAGUUAUCAAGUUAACAGAUACUGAUUUUGUGCGUACAUUAGAAAACUGUGUCCAAUUCGGUACACCAGUAUUAUUAGAAAAUAUUGGUGAAGAAUUAGAUCCAAUGCUAGAAUCAUUAUUGUUAAAACAAACAUUUAAACAAGGCGGUGCACUGUGCAUUAAAAUUGGUGAUUCAAUUGUUGAAUAUUCUUCAGAAUUUCGUUUUUACAUGACAACUAAGUUCAGAAAUCCACACUAUCUACCAGAGACAGCGGUUAAAGUGACUCUAGUGAAUUUUAUGAUUACAGAAGAAGGCUUACAAGAUCAGCUAUUGGGUAUUGUAGUUGCACGUGAACGACCUGAACUAGAAGAAGAAAAAAAUAAGCUUAUUCUACAAGGUGCUGCAAAUAAGAAAAAAUUAAAAGAAUUAGAAGAUCAAAUACUCGGUGUAUUAUCAGCAUCUGAAGGAAAUAUCCUAGAAGAUGAAAGUGCUAUUAAAGUAUUGAAUUCAUCUAAAGAAUUAUCAAAUGAAAUAGCUGAGAAACAGGCUUAUUUUGAAGAAACUGAACAAAAAAUUGAUAUAGCUCGACAUGGUUAUGUACCGAUUGCUGUGCAUACAUCGAUCUUAUUCUUUUCAAUAGCUGAUUUAGCUAAUAUUGAUCCAAUGUAUCAGUAUUCAUUAACAUGGUUCAUUAAUUUAUUCAUUAUGGGUAUUGAUAACUCUGAGAAAUCCGAUGAUCUUGAACAACGCUUGACUAAUCUACGAAGCUAUUUAACUUAUUCAUUAUACUGUAAUGUAUGUCGAUCAUUGUUUGAAAAGGAUAAGUUAUUAUUUUCAUUUCUACUAGCAGUAAAUAUGAUAAAACAUGAUGGUUUAUUAAAUGAACAAGAAUGGAGAUUUCUGUUAACUGGUGGCGUUGGCUUAGAUAAUCCACAUAUAAACCCAUCUGAUUGGUUACAACCGAAAAAUUGGGAUGAAUUAUGCCGAUUAGAUGAAAUUACACUGUUUCGUGGAAUACGUGAACAUUUUGAAAAGAAUAUCGAUGUGUGGAAACGUAUAUAUGAUAGUACUGAACCGCAUAAAGAGAAACUACCAUCUGAUUUAUCGCAUAUUAAAACACAAAUACAACAUUUAUGCAUCUUACGUGUUCUACGACCGGAUAAAAUUCUGCCAGCUGUACAAAAUUUUGUUUUAGAAAAUUUAGGCAAAAAGUAUAUUGAACCGCCACCGUUUGAUUUGCCUGGUUCAUUUGCUGAUUCAGCGGCUACAAUACCACUGUUAUUUGUCCUGUCACCUGGUGCUGAUCCUAUGAUAGCAUUAUUAAAAUUUGCUGAUGAUAUGGGAUUUGGUGGUAGUAAAUUUGAAUCCUUAUCAUUAGGUCAAGGUCAAGGUCCAAUUGCUCUGAAAAUGAUUGAACGUGGCGUAAAAGAAGGCACUUGGGUACUAUUACAAAAUUGCCAUUUAGCACCAAGUUGGAUGGGUAUGUUAGAAAAGACUGUUGAAGAAUUAAAUCCGGAUACAACACAUCCAGAUUUUCGUUUAUGGUUAACAAGUUAUCCAAGUAAAGAUUUCCCAGUAUCAAUAUUACAAAAUGGUGUUAAAAUGACUAAUGAACCACCGAAAGGUUUACGUUUCAAUUUAUGGCGAUCAUAUUUAAGUGAUCCUAUAUCAGAUCAAGAAUUCUUUCAAUCAUGCUCAAAUCAACAUGCAUGGAAAAAAUUGUUAUUUGGUUUAGUAUUCUUUCAUGCUAUUGUACAAGAAAGGCGUAAAUUUGGACCACUUGGUUGGAAUACACCAUAUGAAUUUAAUGAAACAGAUUUACGUAUAUCAGUACAACAGUUACACAUAUUUCUUGGACAGUAUACUGAAGUUCAAUAUGAAGCAUUACGUUAUUUCACUGGUGAAUGUAAUUAUGGUGGUCGUGUAACAGACGAAUGGGAUAGGCGAACACUGAAGACUAUAUUAAUGCGUUUCUAUUGUCCAGAAAUUGUCAAUGAAGUAGAAUAUAAAUUUGAUGGAAGUGGAAUCUAUUAUGCACCUGAAGAUACACAUUAUGAAGGUUAUAUUGACUAUAUAAAAACACUUCCACUGAACCCUGAUCCUGAUGUUUUUGGAAUGCAUCAAAAUGCUGACAUUACAAAAGAUCAACAAGAGACAAACUUACUAUUUACAAAUAUACUUUUAACUCAGUCCAAAGGAUCAUCUUCAUCUGGAAAGUCAGUUGAUGAAGUCAUUGAUGAAGUGGCUGGUGAUGUAUUAGCUCGUCUACCACCUGAUUUCGAUACAGAAUUAGUAUUGAGAAAGUAUCCAACACGUUAUGAACAAAGUAUGAAUACAGUUUUAGUCCAAGAAAUGGUUCGUUUCAAUGUGCUACUGAGUAUAAUACGUUCAAGUCUUCAGAAUAUUCGUCUGGCAAUUAAAGGAUUAGUAGUUAUGUCAUCAGAUUUAGAAGAUGUAGUCGCUGCAAUACUUGCAUCUAAAAUUCCAAAAUUAUGGAUGAGUAAAUCCUAUCCAUCUUUAAAACCGCUUGGUUCGUAUGUGAAUGAUUUUCUGGCACGAUUGAAAUUUCUUCAGCUAUGGUAUGAACAAGGUGCUCCACCAGUCUUCUGGAUAUCAGGUUUCUUUUUCACACAAGCCUUUCUCACGGGUGUACAACAGAAUUAUGCAAGAAAGCAUACAAUACCUAUUGAUUUGUUAUCAUUUGAAUUUGCAGUAUUAGAGGAUAAAAAGUAUACACAGCCUCCAGCUGAAGGCGCUUAUGUGUCAGGUCUUUUCGUCGAUGGUGCUAGAUGGGAUAGACAAACUAAGAAAUUAGCAGAAGCCUUACCAAAAGUUUUACAAGAUCCUAUGCCUCCUAUUUGGUUAAUACCAAUGAAAAAAUCUGAUAUUCAACCAAGACCUACUUAUUCAGCUCCAGUUUAUAAGACAAGUGAACGACGCGGUGUACUGUCAACAACUGGACAUUCAACAAAUUUUGUUUUACCAAUACUUUUAUCAUCGGAUAAACCAGAAAGUCAUUGGAUUAUGAGAGGAGUAGCAUUAUUAUGUCAAUUGGAUGAUUAA